Messenger RNA from Neogale vison (American mink), 3722 nucleotides. It is a transcript of the gene ALG11, whose product is annotated as ALG11 alpha-1,2-mannosyltransferase. The coding region runs from base 38 to 1516 and encodes 492 amino acids. Gene Ontology annotation, molecular function: GDP-Man:Man(3)GlcNAc(2)-PP-Dol alpha-1,2-mannosyltransferase activity. The transcript is spliced from 4 exons. Gene Ontology annotation, cellular component: endoplasmic reticulum membrane. Gene Ontology annotation, biological process: protein N-linked glycosylation. The record is from RefSeq and is a predicted model, not a curated record. Lineage: Eukaryota; Metazoa; Chordata; Mammalia; Carnivora; Mustelidae.
GAGGAAAGCGCUUCCUGAGUUCGGGGGUCGAGGAAAGAUGGCGACCACCGAAGGGGUUUGGUGCCUGUGCGAGUUGUUGAGAUUUUUUUAUUCAUUAUUCCUCCCUGGGCUGGCAGUCUGUGGAACUUUAUGCGUAUGUCUGUUUAUUAUCCUCUGGGGAAUCAGACUGCUGCUACAGAGAAAGAAAGCAUUACUAUCAACUGGCAAAAAUGGGAAAAAGCAGAUGGUAGUUGCAUUUUUUCAUCCUUACUGCAAUGCUGGUGGAGGAGGAGAAAGAGUUUUGUGGUGUGCCUUAAGGGCCCUGCAGAAAAAGCAUCCUGAAGCAGUUUAUGUUGUUUAUACUGGUGAUGUUAACGUCAGUGGUCAACAGAUACUAGAAGGUGCUUUCCGAAGAUUUAACAUCAGACUCACUCACCCAGUGAAGUUUAUUUUCUUAAGGAAACGCUAUCUUGUGGAAGAUUCACUCUAUCCUCACUUCACACUGCUGGGCCAAAGUCUAGGGUCCAUUCUUCUUGGCUGGGAAGCUCUAAUGCAGUGUGUUCCUGACGUCUACAUUGAUUCGAUGGGAUACACGUUCACACUUCCUCUGUUUAAGUAUUUAGGCGGUUGUCGCAUUGGAAGCUAUGUUCAUUAUCCCACGAUCAGCACUGACAUGCUCUCCGUAGUGAAGAAACAAAAUGUUGGAUUUAAUAAUGCAGCUUUCAUUACCAGGAAUCCUUUUCUUAGCAAAGUAAAGCUCAUCUAUUAUUAUUUAUUUGCUUUUAUUUAUGGACUUGUUGGUUCUUGCAGUGAUGUUGUGAUGGUCAAUUCUUCUUGGACACUAAACCACAUUCUCUCCCUAUGGAAGGUUGGGAAUUGCACUAACAUUGUUUAUCCACCUUGUGAUGUGCAGACAUUUCUGGACAUUCCCUUACUGGACAAAAAGAAAACCCCAGGACAUUUACUGGUUUCCAUUGGCCAGUUCCGGCCUGAAAAGAACCAUCCUUUGCAAAUCAAAGCCUUUGCUAAAUUGCUGAAUAAGAAGGUGGCUGAGUCACUGCCUUCCCUUAAACUUGUCCUCAUUGGGGGUUGUCGAAAUGAAGAUGAUGAGCUGAGGGUAAACCAACUGAGAAGGCUUGCUGAGGAGCUAGGAAUUCAAGAAGAUGUGGAAUUUAAAAUAAACAUUCCAUUUGAUGAAUUGAAGAAUUACUUGUCUGAAGCAACAAUUGGUCUGCACACCAUGUGGAACGAGCAUUUUGGGAUUGGAGUGGUUGAGUGUAUGGCAGCUGGCACGAUUAUCCUUGCCCACAAUUCAGGAGGCCCGAAGCUUGACAUUGUCGUUCCUCACCAGGGAGAGAUAACUGGAUUUCUGGCAGAAAGCGAGGAAGGCUACGCUGAGACCAUGGCUCAUAUUCUUAACAUGUCUGAGGAAAAGAGACUUCAAAUCCGCAGCAAUGCUCGGGCAUCUGUAAGCAGAUUCUCUGAUCAGGAGUUUGAACUGGCGUUCCUGUCGUCUGUGGAGAACUUACUUAAAUAAUGCCAUAUCUGUACAAAUUAAAGAUAUUUUAUAUAAAACGGCUAAAUACCUUCAUACGUUAGUACUUUCCUGAACGUUUUCUGUAUUGUAAUGAAGUCAGCCUAAACAGUGCUCUCAGCAAUACAUAGAGAGACAGGAUAUUUAUUUCAAUGAAAAUGAAAAAAAAAGGCAAAAUUACCAAAUAGUUUAAAUGAAAAGAUUUUAGAUUAGUAUUCUGUCCCAGAUUCUGAAAAAUAUGGAUCUGAAAGAAAAAACGAACAGUUGUAAUGUUGGUAUAAUCCCUAUUUUUCAGAUCCUGUUUGUCCAAUCACUGUCCCUUAGAACCCAGGAAAGAGAAUUUCCCUUUAGAAUAUAGGAAAUGUGGAAAGGAAAAUGGAGAACUGACGAUUAGAUCAGUACUUUAGAACUGUCCUGACAUCUUGGGAACACAGAAAAAUUCUGGCAUAUUUAAAUUCUCAAUGCUACUGUGGAUGACCUUCUUGAAUAUAUCUGACGGUUUUCCUUAAAGAGAAAAGACAUUUGAAGCAGGCGUCAUCCAGUUCUAAAAGCAGACAGCGAAAAGACAGAGGGACAGUGACUGCCCUGCGGCCAUAAAGACAGACAGACAGUAACUGCCCGCAGGCGUUUGUCAGGGGCAGAGGCCCAAAGUCUUUCCAUGAGUAGCUUUUUGUUUAGUGCUCCCAGUACAUUUGUACUGAUGGAAAAGGCUACCCCGGUAUCCCGUCACAGUUCCACAUCUCGGGAGCUGCAAGUCUGCUUGAAGCUGUUCAGAAGGUCGGAGUGAGAACAUCGGGCCAAGUUGCUCUUCUCAUAGUGACAAUGGAUGAACGGGCUCCAUCCUCCCAGGUCUCUGUUGGCAGCAUCGUGCCUUGGGAGAUGAUUGGUGGCUUUCAGAAAAGCACUCCAGACUAGUGGUUAGAAUACCUGGGCCCGGCCCCAGCAUCUUCAUUUACAAACAUCGGACCUCCUAAGACUCAAGCUGCUUCUUAAAGCUUUUUGAAAUUCCAAUUCUUCACCUAUAAUCUGUAGGUGGUAAUACCUGUCCUCACUACCUCUCAGUAACUCUGAUUUGGAAAGUAUGUGAAAGGACCCUGAAAACCAGAACUAAGUUUUUUUUUUAAAGGUACCUUUAUAAAGUAAUUUCAUUAAAAGUAACAAUAUAUAGUAGAUGUCUCUUGUAAUCAGUCCUCCUUAUUAAUGCGUGAAGACUCAAGGGAGACUCAUGGUUACUGAGUCGGUAGCUAGGACUACUGUGCUGAAUCACUAGCAGUGAUUAAAAGUAUGUGGAUAUGCAGAUAGGGCUCAAGAGACCUACAACACUUGGUGUUUUCUGCAUACAUAAUUAGCUCCUUCUAGUUCAGUGAAUGGACCUCUUGCACAGUCUGAUACGUGUGUGUGUAAGGGGCCUGGGAAACUCCUCAUCCAGUCAGGGACGCCGCCAGCUUCAUCAUCUGCUCCCAGUUACACUGUUGACUCGUCUGUGGGCCACCUCUGUCAUCAGCUGGAAAAGCAGCAAAACAGAGUCCCAGGAUGGUGGGACACAACACAGCUUUGGGUGGAGAUGAUUCAGUUUAGAAGAAGAAAACGGGUGGACACUGGAGCUGGAAGGAACCCUACAAAUCCUCAGGUCCAGUUUCUCAUUUUCAGCUUUACAGACAAGAACACUUCAAAGACCUUAAGACUCCAGUCUCACAAAGCUGUUUAAGGACAAAAUCAGGAUUAUAAGUGGGUGCUCUGACUCCAGCCCAGUUCAUUUUCUUAUCUUGUAGCUAGUCUUGGGGCAAGAUUUGCGCCACUGUGCCCACAGUCUACCCUUCUACCCUCAGAAAACCAUAGGAUUAAAAAAUCGAAGUGGACUAAGCAGAAGGAAAGGAUGCAAUAUAGGAAAAAAGGAUUCUGAAAUUCCAUAGAGCAUUUUUAAUCUUGUUUCUUCAAAAUUAUUUUUGUCACACACAUCACUGGAAACAUACUUCGCAUAUCUGUUCACUUUCCCUAUUGCUAGUGUGGUUAUUAUGUGUCUUUUUUCCAGAAUGACUGAUAACCAUGAAGUGUCAGCUACUGUCUGUCUGGAGAACUUCUGAGUGACUGUUCAUCCCUAUAAAACAUGGUUUUUGAGUGGUCCAAACAUGGUAUAUUUCGAGCCCCCAGCAGUGGGGAUUCACAUUCUUAUUUGGGUUGUACAUAAUAAAAUACAUGUAACAUGUUC